Messenger RNA from Miscanthus lutarioriparius, 1512 nucleotides. The record is from the annotation of a GenBank genome assembly. NCBI's taxonomy places the organism in Eukaryota, Viridiplantae, Streptophyta, Magnoliopsida, Poales, Poaceae.
AUGGCCUCGCCGGCGAAGCGCGCCAAGGCCUCGUCGCCGACCAAGCCCCCGAGCGCGCCGGCUCCCGAAGAGGCCGCCACCGCCUCCUCUGAGGACCCCGUCGUCCUCCUCCGCCGCCGCUGGGAACUCGCCUCCGUGCUAAACUUCCUCAGGGUGUUUGAGCCGGUGAUCGAGGCGGACUUGCGGCUCUCCGCGGAUGAGAUCGAAAUGGCCCUCGCGUCCAACAACCGCGACCUAGCUCGCAUCCACAUUACCCUUUUGAAGGGAAUACCUCCAGUUAACAAACAUCUACAUGAUGAGGAUGGAUGGAUUAUAGUAACUGCCAAAAAGCUAACAGAUUGGUGGUCGUGGGUUGCCGAAGGAGCAAACCCAUUCAGAAGUAAUCCAGGGAAGGAAGUCGAGACGUAUAAGCAGCAAGAUCCAAUCAAGCGGUUGUUGAUACUAAAAGCGCUCUGUGAAGUCCGAUCUGAGCAAAAUGAUGCGGUGUGGUAUGUUAAUGAUGGAAUGAAGAAAGGAACGCAUAUUUCCAACUUUCGGAAAGAUAAACUAGGCAGUGGCAGUAGUGGGACUAUAUACUGGUAUGACGGUGAUUCAACUAUUGGCCAUAGAUUAUACACAGAAGAUGUAACUGUUGAUUUUAAGCAGAAUUGGAAGGGGAAGGGUGGCCGAUUGACAAAACCAGUUACCAAUAUUUACUGGGAAACAGUUGCAACUAACCUUGACGAGUUUCUUGAAAUAUCAGAGAAGUUAUCCAGAAAGGGUCAUGCUGAAUCUGCUAUUGCAGAGCAUCUUAAGACUGAAAUUGUUCCAGCUGUGGAGAAGUUUCAAAAGAAAAAAGAGAGGCUUUUAAAACGUCAGGAGAAGAAGGACAAAGUUUUAGCUUUUGCUAACACUUUCCAAACCCGUUCAUUGCGUGAACGUAGGCCUGUCAGCUACAAUUUCUCCGAUUAUGAUCGUUCUAUUGAGGAGGCGAUAAGAGCUGUACAGAAAGAAAAAGAACAAGAUUCACAUGAGGCAGGAACAAAAGAGAAAUGUGCUUCACAUCAUGGAGACAAAGGUGCCAAUGGAAGAUCUGACAUCAGUUCUGAAAACAACAAAAAUGUAGGACAGGAGGAUGCCAAGUAUCUAAGUGACCUGAGCUCUGAUGAUGAGGAAGACAGAGACUAUAAUGACAGGGAUGCCAGCUCUUCUGACAGUGACGGAGAAAAUAAUGCUUCUGAUUCCUACAAGAGCGACAUGGAAGAGGUGGAUGUGUUUGUACCGCGCAAGAGAACCCGUCUUGCUGCCCGUUUGGCAAAUGACAAGCCUCGGCCAGGGCUCCGUCGGAGUCAAAGAAACAUGAAGAAUGAUGAAGGGACUAUGCAUCCAGGUCAGAUCACCCCUCCACCAAUGACGAAGAAAACACUGAGGCAAAGGCCCACGCCUGUCUCCAAGCAGCCUGACACUACUUUCUCUGGCUCUGAAGAUGAUCUUGCACAGGUUGUUGCUGACUCAGAGGAUGAAACUGAGUAA